CCUUGACAUCCUUAAAUCAAUAUAUCAAAUCAAUCCUGCACAUAAAAUAUUGUUGGUUUCUCUCAGUUUUCCUUUCGAAAUUCUCUCCAACUGUCAGAUUGUAUGUAAAGAAUCGGCAUGUCUCUAAUAUGUUCUCAUCCAGACUGGCUUUUAGCUUCAAUCUCUGCCUAAGAUUGUUAGUGCUCGAAAAAACUCAAUAUUUAUAGUAUCUGCUCGCACUUGAACGCCCUCUGCUGUUAUUUUCUCUUUCAGUCCACUCAUCUGUAGGUCGAUGCUGAUUGCUAACGUAAUGAUUCUGAGCGAGCACCCCUCCGGUCUUUACGAGGCUCUCUGGAAAAUCAGAGACACGGUGAAGGAAGGAGAACCGGGGGCACCAGCCGAGCUGCAGACCGCCACCGCGACAUCCUGGACCAUCUUCCCCGGUGAAUGUGUAUGAUCCUCCGGGUGUAUUCUGAGGGAGACACCGCACAGCUCAAAGACCUGCCACACAUUAUAACAGAUAGAACAUCAGUGUGAGAGCAUCAGUAAGGAUGGUGACCGUGGCGACCCCCGAGGCUCCCGUCCCUCUCACAGCUCUGUCCCGCUGGUACCUUUACGCCAUCCACGGCUACUUCUGCGAGGUCAUGUUCACUGCCGCCUGGGAGUUUGUGGUCAACUGCAACUGGAAGUUCCCGGGCGUGACCAGCGUGUGGGCGCUCUUCAUCUACGGCACCUGCAUCCUCAUCGUGGAGCAGAUGUACCUGCAGCUGCGCGGCCGCUGCCCUGUGCUGCUGCGCUGCGUCAUCUACACCUUAUGGACGUACAUUUGGGAGUUUGGCACGGGGCUGCUGCUGCGACAGUUCAACGCCUGUCCAUGGGACUACUCCGAGUUUCGCUACAACUUCAAGGGACUGAUCACGGCUGAGUACGCGGUGCCCUGGUUCUGCGCCUCUUUCAUCGUGGAGCGCUUUGUCAUCCACAAAACGCUGCGGCUGCGGUUCCACGAGGGGCCUGAGGACGGCUGGUCAGGUGGAGGUGGAGGGAGGAGGAGCUUAGGGACGGAAAAUGAUGCUAAUGGACACUUUAAAGGAGAAUGAAUGAAGGAUUAACACAAUCUGAUCGCCUCACCCACUAACUGUGAGGGGUGAAGACACACACAGCUGUGUACACUGGGCUGGUGUGCAGAGGUGUGUCAGAACAGACGGAAAACGAAAUCACUCCUCGUGCUCUCUGCUGUCCACAGAGACACAAUAACUCCAUGCUGCUGCAUCUCAUAACCAACACACACAUUUCCAUGUGGGGUUGACCUUAGGGAGAUCAAGGUCUUAAAUGACCCGGAUUACACACUUACAAUAUCUCCUGUCCCACAGACUGCAAAAACCUCUAAAUAAAAAACAAACACUUGUUUGGUGUUAUCAUCCGGGGAGGAAGUUAGUUCAAGAGCAAUACUUGUUUUUCAAGGGCACAUCAUUGUAUCUGAAAGCAGAAUGCUUGCUGCAUAGAAAUCAUCAUAAAAAGUAGCUACAGCUGUAACAAGUUCUUUUUAAAAUGUACAUAUUGUCCUUUAGUAUUAUUCAAAGUACUGUAGUAAUGUAGCUACACAAUGCUCUAUAAGAACAAACCCACCAUCCUCGUGUGUCAUGAAGAAUGUUUUAGUGAAUAUCGACAAUGCCUCGGAAAAAAAUGCAUGAAAAAAGAUGUCUUCCAAUAUAAUAUACAUUUUUAGAAAGCUCAUUCAGCAGUCAUACUGUACGACAGUCUGCUGUGUGUGUGUGUGUGUGUGUGUGUGUGUGUGUGUGUGUGUGUGUGUGUGUGUGUGGUGUGUGUG
This is a messenger RNA of Gymnodraco acuticeps, 1807 nucleotides long. RefSeq names its product transmembrane protein 229B (gene tmem229b). Lineage: Eukaryota; Metazoa; Chordata; Actinopteri; Perciformes; Bathydraconidae. The transcript is spliced from 3 exons. Bases 531 to 1076 code for a protein of 181 amino acids. The record is from RefSeq and is a predicted model, not a curated record.